GCUUUUAGCAAAAACUUAUAAUGACAUCACAAGCUUGUGUAAAUAGUAAAUAUGUGUGUCACAGAAAAGGGUAAUUAUGACAAUGGUUUAAAGAUAUGUUUCCUACAUCACAUAGGAUGAGUCUUUGAAUAAAACUUUCAAAAUAAAAAGUAAAAUUUCUCCCAUCUGUGCUUAAAAAAAUAGCUCCAAUUAUGUAUUAUUUGAACGUUAAUGAGUAAUUUAAAAACAGUAAUUUUUAUACAAACACCGAGCAUUACAUUGGAGAGAACUCUUAUUUAUUCAGCGUAUAAUAUUACACAUUCUCAGGUGUUAGCAAACAUUAUUUUGUUUAUCUUGUAGAGCAGUCUUAUUCUUAUUCAUUCGGUAUGUGUAAUGAAACAUUCACUUUGGAAGGAAGUUUAAAUGCACUAUCAGUUGUUUCUACUGUAGAAAAACCUUAUUCAUGCAGUUUGUGUGAUAAAACUUUCACACAAAAAGCCAAUUUAAAUCGACACUACUCUGUUCAUUUCGGAGAGAAGCCAUAUUCAUGCAGUGUAUGUGAUAAAACAUUCGCACAAAAAGUGCAUUUAAAUAAACAUUGCGUUGUCCAUACUAAAGAAAAACUUUAUUCAUGCUGUGUAUGUAAUAAAACAUUCACUCAGAAAUCUAAUUUAACUAGACAUUAUUUUGUUCAUACUGGGGAGAAGCCUUAUUCAUGCGGCGAAUGUGAUAAAACAUUCUCUCAAAAGGCUGGUUUAAGUCGACACUCUCUUGUACAUAGUGUUGAAAAACACUAUUCAUGCACUGCGCCUGAUAAAAAAUUAAGUUUAGCUGAACAUACCAUGGAGCAACUUUUUGCGUGCAGUGUGUGUGAUAAAACUUUUGCACACAAAGCCAGUUUGUAUCGACACAAUUUUAUUCAUACAGGAGAAAUGCCAUAUUCAUGCAGUGAAUGUGAUAAAGGAUACACUAAGAAAUCCAGUUUAGAUAGGCACUUUCUUGUUCAUACAGGAAUUAACCGUUAUUCAUGCAGUGUAUGCGAUAAAACAUUCACACAGAAAACCAGUUUGGAUAGGCAUUAUCUUUCUCAUACUGGAAUGAAGCCUUUUUCUUGCAGUAUCUGUGAUAAAACAUUUAUACAGAGAGCUGAUUUAAGGAGACAUUCUCUUGUUCAUACUGGAGAAAGGCCUUUCUCAUGCAGUGUUUGUGGAAAAACCUUUACACGUAAAAUCAAUUUAAAUGCACACUCUGCUAUUCAUACUGGGGAGAAGCUUUUUUCCUGUAAUCUUUGUGAUAAAACUUUUGUACAUAAAAUAAAUUUUGAUAGGCAUUAUCCAGUUCACACUGGAGAGAAACCCUAUUCGUGCAAUUUAUGUGAUAAAACAUUUGCACAUAAAUUUCUUUUAAACGAGCACCGUGUUGUUCAUACUAAAGAGAAACCUUAUUCGUGCAAAGUGUGCACUAAAACAUUUGCACAAAGAGUUAGUUUAUAUAGACACAAAUUUGUUCAUACAGGGCAGAAGCCUCAUUCAUGCAGUGUAUGUGAUAAAACAUUCACACGAAGAGCCAAUUUAACUGCACACCUUGCUGUUCAUAACAAAAAAAAAGAAAUCUGAUCUAGUGUAAUGUGUGAAUAGCAUUACAGUGAUAAUAUCAGUUAAAGGCUCCUCCCAUAUUACUGGGGGUGAGAUCAAUCCUUGUAGCCGACUAAACAUCCAGCAAGAUGCUCUUUAAAUCUGUUGUUGGUGAAAAUCCUGUGAAGGAUUGUGGUGGGGAAAUAAAGAGAAUAGAAAUAUGUGAUCUGGAGAUAGGGAUACCAGACAUGGCACUGUCCACAUUGUCUGAUUUUGAGCAAAAUUAUGUGGAGUUGCACAUGGCGGUUAAAACAUAAAAGUGGAGAAAAAUAAGGGUAGAUCCUCAAUCAUAGUUGGGUAAUGUGUAGCAUUUGAUAUAACAUUCACAUAGAAAACUAUUUUAAAUAAGCUCUCUCUUGUUCAUAAUAGAUGUUAUAAUUAAGCCUUCUAUGGGAGAAAACUUUAUGAAGAUGCAUAAGGAAUUUCCACUCUAAUGUUGAGCAUAAGAAAAAGUGGCAUAUUAUUUUUUCCAAAGUGUGGUAAAAUGGCAGCACUCUGGACCAAAUAGUUUUUGAACUAUAGUACGAUAAAAAGUUUAACCACUAGUUAGAGUCAUUAGUUUAUCGUUUUCUUUUAUUAUUUUUAAUUGAAUUUAUAAAGUUCUCUGUAAUUGCUUGUUUAUUUGUUUUAUUUUAGUUUCAUAAAAUGCUUAAAUAUUGAUUUUUUUAAGAAUGCCUGUGUUAAUGAAGAUCAAAGUGCAUUUUGUAAAAGUAAAUUAUAAUUUAUUUAUUUAGCUCACCAUUUUUCUUGUUCUUGAAAUUAUUUUAUUGUUGAAUAAAAUGCAUGUUUUUAUGGAUGAUAUACACCAUUAAUUAAACUAAUUUAUGUGUAAAUACGUAAAGGCCUUAUUAAUGUAAUUUUUUUUAAAAUUUCUCUGCUUAUAGUAGAAUUUAUUGUGUGACAGAUUGAAAUAAAAAGUAAAUAAUAUAUAUAUGACAGAGCCACUUUAUACAAAUAAUAGAACUAAAAUAAAAGAUUUAAAAUAGAUUACAAAAUUUUAUGUUUGUAUACAAAUGCACAACAGGAAAAUAUUUCUGAACACAAACAUAAAUUGAUGCAAUUUUAUUUAUUAUUGAUUCUGUUAGCAAAUACCUAAGCAUUUUGGAUCUAAAUUAACAGAAUUGCUGAUGAUAUAUUUAAUUAAAAAUGUGAUUCAGUGUAUUUGUGAAGCAUAAUGAAAAUAACAUAUUCCUUUAUUUAGCCACAUUUUAAAUAUAUCUAAACAAAUACAUAUAUACAGUACCGGUCAAAAGUUUAGACUCACUUUUAUCAAACAUAAGCAUCAACAAACUUCGCAAAAUGCUGUUUCCAUUUAAAACUGUUCAUUAUUUUUUCAUUUUCUAUCUAUACUGUUGUUGAUUACGAAAUGAACAAAAAGUGCAUGUAAAUACUUAUUCUAAAAUAAAGUGUAAUUUAUUUAAAAAAUUUCAUUAAUUUUUAGUUUAUUUGGUUACUUUUAAUCUUUUUUUGUAAGUUUCAUUGGUUAAAUUCAUGUACAUAACACAUUAAAAAUUUGAUAUAAUAGUUUUCAUUUGACAGAAUAACUGGUACAUAUUAAAAGCAAAUGUAAACAAUAUUUUAUACAAUUUAUUAUAGAAAUAUGGGUCAAAAACCAUAAAUAAGUAUCGAAACACGUGCAGUUAUUAUUGCACUUUAUGGCGAGGCGAAGGCUAUCUACAUAAACAAAUUGCCUUUAAAACUAGUGUUUCGCUGACCAUUGUUGUCAGAACUUUGUAAAGGAAGAAAGAAACUGGUCAAAAUAAGAGCCACCAACGAUCAGGGAGACCUAGAAUAACAUUCAAACAUGAGGAUAAGUUUAUCUGCAUUUAAAGUAAGCGGCAGCGAAUCGUUGAUCAAGAUUUUUUUUCCAGCAAGAUAGCGAUCCAAAACAUUAAUCAAAAUUUUGUAGAAACUAUUUUGUAUCAAAAUAAAAUAAAAAUGUACUGAAAUACGUGGAUUGACUCCAUCUAUCCCAUAAUAUUAAUCCUAUUGAGCUAUUAUGGAUUUAGAAAUGUUAGAAAAAUGCCAUGUUUACCAUAUAGCAAAACAAAUUUUGGGAAUCUUUACUUAGCUGGAACCAGAUCUAAACUAGAACAUUGAAAAAACUAAUAAACACAUAAACUAAAUCCCAAAAAUAUGCACUGCUGUGUUGUUAUUAAGGCUAAAGGAGGAUAUUUCGAAGAAUACAAGAUUGGUCGAAAUUCAUAAGUUAUCAAAUUAUAGUUCUUACAACACAUAUGUAUCAAUAAUAUCAAAAUGAAAUUAAUUUGUUGGGAUUUUCGGUCUAAAAACCUUGUUAUUUGUUCAUUUUUAAAAAAUUCAAGAACUAGUCUAAACUUUUCACCGGUACUGUAUAUAUAUACUUUUCAAAUAUACAAAACAAAUACUUUUUUAUACCCUUUCAAACAAAACCUUGAUGUUGUUUAUUUUAACUAAAUAAAUUUAUAUUUUACAUUUUUGA
Messenger RNA from Parasteatoda tepidariorum (common house spider), 4074 nucleotides. Its product is annotated as zinc finger protein 888. The record is from RefSeq and is a predicted model, not a curated record. NCBI's taxonomy places the organism in Eukaryota, Metazoa, Arthropoda, Arachnida, Araneae, Theridiidae.